Molecule: messenger RNA, 1643 nt
Organism: Pogonomyrmex barbatus (red harvester ant)
Lineage: Eukaryota; Metazoa; Arthropoda; Insecta; Hymenoptera; Formicidae
Product: hemocyte protein-glutamine gamma-glutamyltransferase
Biological process (GO): peptide cross-linking
Molecular function (GO): protein-glutamine gamma-glutamyltransferase activity
Source: RefSeq, a predicted model, not a curated record
GAACGCGUUUUCGAACGUCAGUGCGUUUGCGGUGUAACUUGGAAAUUGAUUGUCGUUCGUGAUUCUGUUUUGUGGUUUCUUCCGUCGUUGAUUGUUUCAUAAAUCUGUACAAGAUGUCCGAAGAACCGCUGAUAGUUGAAGCGGUGUACUUGUACGAGAAGGAGAAUGCCGAGGCUCACCGCACCUUCAAUUUUGAGAUUGUCCAUCAGGAUCCGGCAAUUCCCGUUCUUCGACGAGGACAGGCCUUCCAUGUGGCUUUGAGAUUCAACCGCGAAUACGUGGAUGAAACCGACAUCGUUCGGCUGCUCUUCAGCUUCGGGCCGAAUCCCAACGUGUUGCGGGGUACCAGAGGAAUAAACACGAUUACCAACAGGGAUGCUUACCUGACCGAUCUGGAGGCUUGGGGCGUUCGAAUGGUCGGCAUUCACGGGGUGGAUCUGUCUGUCGAAGUCAGAAGUCCGAUUGACAGUCCCGUUGGAGUGUGGCAAUUGAACGUGGAAACUAAUACUCUCGGCAGAAGAAAAGCGCCGAAUACUUACAAUUAUGAAAAAGAUAUCUAUCUACUCUUCAAUCCUUGGAUGAAAGAGGAUUUGGUCUAUAUGGAAGAUGAGCAAUUGCUUGACGAGUACAUCCUCAAUGAUGUCGGAAAAAUAUGGGUGGGUCCAUGGGGUAGUUCCCGUGGUAGAGAAUGGGUUUUCGGACAGUUCGACGCAUGUGUGCUGCCAGCUUGCCAGCUAUUGCUCGAAAGAUCCGGAAUCAAGGCAAUAUCCAGAGGCGACCCGGUCAGAAUGACUCGGGCAAUCUCGAGAAUUAUAAACUCUAACGAUGAUAAGGGCGUAUUAACUGGCCGCUGGGAUGGCGAAUACAGUGAUGGUACCGCGCCGGCCGCUUGGACCGGAAGUGUGCCUAUUCUGGAGCAAUUCUUGGAGACCGGUAACGAAGUCAAGUAUGGUCAAUGCUGGGUCUUUGCUGGUGUCGUCACUACGGUCUGUCGUGCCCUGGGAAUUCCGUCGAGAGUGGUGUCCAAUUUGGUAUCGGCUCACGAUGCCAAUGCUUCGCUAUCAGUGGAUCGUUACUACGAUUUGAAUAACGAGGAGCUCGAGUACGAUCCGAACAACCCCCUGGGCGAAGAUUCCAUCUGGAACUAUCACGUAUGGAACGACGUAUGGAUGGCGAGACCAGAUCUCCCGAAGGGUUACGGAGGCUGGCAGGCCAUCGAUGCUACUCCUCAGGAACAAUCGGACAACUUUUAUCAGUGCGGACCAGCAUCGGUGGAGGCCGUCAAGGAAGGUGCCGUCGGUUACAAUUAUGACGUAACUUUCAUGGUAGCGUCCGUAAAUGCGGAUUUGAUGAGAUGGAAGGAGGAUCCGGAAAGCGAUCUGGGAUAUUCCAAGAUCGACUGCAACAAGUACCAGUAAGCCAUAAAAAUUAUAAAUAUCUCAUAAAUAGCGAUCUCUCAUAUCUCAUAGAUAGCGAAUAUCUUUGCGAAUCUGCUUGCUUGAUAGUUUCGAAUCUGUAAUUACUUCAAAAAAUAAAAGCAGUAUUUUUAAAUAGAAUUGAGUCUGAAUAAAUGAGCUCAAAUCUUCAAUAAAUAUUUUAAAAAACGAGAAUAUUAUCUUUAAGUGGAGAACUGUUGAAUAUUA